UCAGUUUAUAUUCCAUAAAAAAUCGUGCUUUGGCAUGAUGUUUUCUUCUAAAGCAGUGAUGUGAGAAGGUACUUAUUAAUCAUUUAACAAUCCAUUCUUUUGGAAACAUAAAUCAGCUGCCUUCUUUUGUUAUUACUGUUGCUGAACAAUCCUCUCGCCUCUUCGGUCGUUUUAGCAGGACUUGUACAAUUUCUGAAAUUAUGAGGACUGGUGAGGUUGCAGUGGUUGUUUCAGUUUGAGACCAUGCAAAUGCAAUGAGCUGAAUUCAACUAAAAAUUUGAAAAAAAAUUAACCAAGAAUGAAGUCAUAAUCAGCUCAUUGCAAAGUCCCAAACUGAAAAUAAGAAUUGCUCGUAAUACUUGGAAAUAAAAUAAAAAAAGUAUAUUUUAUCAAGAAUUUUUUUUUGUUUUGUUUUGGUUCCUUGACCUCGUUAAAGAACUUAUCAGUAGAGCAUGGAAAUUUUGUAUUUUUUGCUUCUAUAAACUGGUACAAUUAAAAUCUUAGAGUUGGUUUUUAUAUACAAAUCUUUUUAUCUGAAUGUUUCCAAAAAUUUUGCAUUUCACAGUCAGACCAAAGUACUGAAAUGAUCCUAUUUGAAAUCUGAAAGAAGCAGCUUAAAUCAUGCAGAACAAAUUAGUCAAAUCCAUAAUAAGCAAACAUAUAAUAUAUAUAGGCCCAGUGCGGGCCAUGGCCCUCACUGGGCCUUGGCCCGCACUAAGGCCUGCCCAAAAUCUGCAAACCCUCCCAAGUCCCACCUUCAUUUCCUCUUUCGCUCAAGCGCCCUCCCCCAGCCGCCGCCCACCACCCCCCUGCCCUUCGCUCUUGCCUCGGCCUCGCUCUCACCGCCUCGGUCGUCUCGUCGCUCGCCCUCGCCGGCCGCCGGCUCUCCCUCGGACCUCGGUCUCUCGCAGACUCGCUCUCCCUUGCUGCUGCCUCUCUGAGCUCUCUCGAUUCUCUCGCAGCCUCGCUCUGUCUCUCGCCGGCUCGCCCCUCCUCCGGGUUCCGGCCCUCCGUCGCUCGCUGCCGCCUGCCUGACUGCCUCUCCGCCUCCGCCUCCGGCUCUCCGUCUCGGCCCUGCUUCACGUAAAUCAGUGAGCAGCACAGCAGUUGAGCUAUUACUGGUUCUUGCUGUGUGCUGAGUUUGUCAAAUACACAUGGAGAACCAAGGAGGCAGCAGUGAACCAGUUGACAUUGACAAGACAACUUCAGUGUUGGAACCUGAGAAGAAUAGUGGCAGCGGGUUACAUGUACCAGGGAAAGAUAGAGUAGUGUUUAAACCUCCUGAAAGAAAAUCCAUUCUAGGCUUAGAUGUCCUUGCAAAUGCAAAACGUGGCGGAUCCAAAGUGGAUAGUGCAUUCAAGGUUCCAAGGGAAAGAGUUGCUUCUAUUGCCUCAUCCAUGGAUGAAGAGGAGAACUCUGCUUCCACUGUUAUAGAUGAAGUAGGAAAUGACACAAACAGUAAUGCACGUGGCUAUGCUGGUAGGAGGUAUCGUGAAACAUCUUCCAGUGAGGCAUCUUACUUAGUGACUAAUGUGACUGAAGAACAAGUAGACACACCAAGGAUGCAUCUCUCCAAUGAUCGAAUCCGCUCUGAGAUUGUAGCUGCAUCCACUGGAAGCUCUGGAAGUACUCGAUCCUGGAGCCCUGGGUAUGACACCAAUGACCUUGGUGGGGGGAGAAGCUAUUCCAAGGAGGACCCUAAAAGUGAAGGUCGGGGGUUGAGGAGCAGACGUAGUGAUUAUGAAGAUAAGAAUCGAGGAGCUUCACGUAGUCGAUAUGAAAGAGAGUACAGAGGGGAUUAUGUAAGAAAACGAAGUAGAUAUGAAGGUUCAAGGGAUACACCUGGAAGAACUGACUGGGAUGAUGGAAGAUGGGAAUGGGAUGACACACCACGCCGGGAUAAUUAUUCUAAUUCCAGCAGGCGCCAUCAACCUUCUCCAUCACCAAUGUUUCUUGGAGCCUCUCCUGACGCACGGUUGGUUUCCCCAUGGUUGGGUGGACAGACACCCAGAUCAGGCCAUGCUGCUUCUCCUUGGGACACUGUAUCUCCAUCCCCAGUUCCAAUUCGGGCAUCUGGCUCUUCUGUUAGAUCUUCUACUUCUCGGCACAGUGGGAGGUCCCGCCAACAUACUUUCUCGUCUGAGAAUUCACAUCCAUCUGAGGGUGGACAAGAUGAAAAGAGCUUUAUCUCUGAAGACAACAAUUUAGAAAUUACUGAGAGCAUGCGGUUGGAAAUGGAAUACAAUUCAGACCGUGCAUGGUAUGAUAGAGAAGAAGGCAAUACUAUGUUUGACGCAGAUAGUUCAUCAUUUUUUCUUGGUGAUGAAGCAUCUUUCCAGAAGAAAGAGACAGAGUUGGGCAAAAGACUGGUCCGGAGGGAUGGAACAAAGAUGACACUUGCUCAGAGCAAAAAGUUAUCACAGCUCACAGCAGAUAAUGCUCAAUGGGAGGACAGGCAACUGCUGAGAUCUGGAGCAGUUAGAGGUACUGAAGUACAGACAGAAUUUGAUGAUGAGGAUGAAAGGAAGGUUAUUCUGCUUGUUCAUGAUACAAAGCCUCCUUUCCUGGAUGGAAGGAUAGUUUUCACCAAGCAAGCAGAGCCAAUAAUGCCAUUGAAGGACCCAACUUCAGAUAUGGCUAUAAUUUCCAGGAAAGGAUCUUCUCUGGUACGGGAAAUUCAUGAGAAACAAAGCAUGAACAAGUCACGUCAACGUUUUUGGGAGCUUGCUGGCUCAAAACUUGGUGAUAUCCUUGGCGUUGAGAAGACAGCAGAACAGAUUGAUGCAGACACCAGUGUAGUAGGUGAAGAAGGCGAAGUUGAUUUCAAAGAAGGUGCAAAGUUUGCAACACACAUGAAGAAGGGGGAAGCAGUGAGUGACUUUGCAAGGUCAAAUACACUAGCUCAGCAGCGGCAGUAUCUGCCUAUUUUUUCUAUACGAGAUGAAUUAUUGCAGGUAAUUCGGGAAAAUCAGGUGGUGGUGGUGGUUGGAGAAACUGGUUCUGGAAAAACAACUCAGCUGACUCAGUAUCUGCAUGAAGACGGGUACACAAUAAAUGGCAUUGUGGGUUGUACCCAACCUAGACGUGUAGCAGCCAUGAGUGUUGCCAAGAGAGUGAGUGAGGAAAUGGAAACUGAACUGGGUGAUCGAGUCGGAUAUGCCAUUCGCUUUGAGGAUGUGACUGGACCUCAUACCGUAAUCAAGUACAUGACUGAUGGUGUGUUGCUACGCGAAACCCUAAAAGAUGCUGAUCUUGACAAGUAUCGUGUUGUUGUAAUGGAUGAGGCACAUGAGAGAUCACUUAACACAGAUGUGCUUUUUGGGAUUCUUAAAAAGGUUGUUGCUAGGCGUCGUGACUUCAAGCUUAUUGUGACAUCUGCAACUCUAAAUGCACAGAAAUUUUCAGAUUUUUUUGGAAGUGUACCAAUUUUCCACAUCCCCGGAAGAACAUUCCCAGUAACUACUUUGUAUAGUAAAACCCCAUGUGAAGACUAUGUUGAAGCUGCGGUGAAGCAGGCCAUGACUAUCCAUAUCACAAGUCCUGCUGGUGACAUACUUAUCUUCAUGACUGGCCAAGAUGAGAUUGAGGCAACAUGUUACGCACUUUCAGAGCGAAUGGAACAGCUUGUAUCAUCCGCCAAAAAGGCUGUUCCAAGACUCCUGAUUCUACCUAUAUACUCCCAGCUGCCAGCUGACUUGCAAGCAAAAAUAUUCGAGAAAGCUGAAGAAGGGGCACGGAAAUGCAUUGUUGCUACAAACAUUGCUGAGACAUCUUUGACUGUAGAUGGAAUCUUCUACGUCAUUGACACAGGCUAUGGCAAAAUGAAGGUGUACAAUCCACGUAUGGGUAUGGAUGCUUUACAAGUUUUCCCCGUUAGUCGUGCUGCUGCUGAUCAGCGUGCCGGACGUGCUGGUAGAACCGGGCCUGGAACUUGUUACCGUCUUUAUACUGAAAGUGCAUACCAAAAUGAAAUGCUUCCAAGUCCAGUGCCUGAAAUUCAGAGGACUAAUCUUGGGAAUGUCGUCCUUUUGCUGAAGUCUCUCAAAAUUGAGAACUUGUUGGAUUUUGAUUUUAUGGACCCGCCUCCACAGGAUAACAUCCUUAAUUCCAUGUACCAGUUAUGGGUCUUGGGUGCCCUCGACAAUGUUGGAAACCUGACAAAUCUUGGUUGGAAAAUGGUGGAGUUCCCGUUAGACCCACCCCUGGCUAAGAUGCUUUUGAUAGGAGAAGAGCUGGAAUGCAUAAAUGAAGUUCUGACAAUUGUUUCAAUGCUUUCAGUACCGUCAGUGUUCUUUAGGCCUAAAGAUAGGGCAGAGGAGAGUGAUGCUGCCAGGGAAAAAUUUUUUGUGCCAGAAUCGGACCAUUUGACACUGCUUAAUGUGUACCAGCAAUGGAAAGCUAAUCAGUAUCGGGGGGAUUGGUGUAAUGACCAUUUUCUCCAUGUUAAGGGGCUCCGAAAGGCUAGGGAGGUGAGAUCCCAAUUGCUAGAUAUUCUUAAAACCCUCAAAAUCCCACUAACUUCAUGUGGCCCCGAUUGGGACAUUGUGAGAAAAGCCAUCUGCUCUGCAUACUUCCACAAUGCUGCAAGGCUUAAAGGUGUCGGAGAGUAUGUUAAUUGCAGGAAUGGGAUGCCAUGUCACUUGCACCCCAGCAGCGCUCUUUAUGGUUUGGGUUACACUCCAGAUUAUGUGGUUUAUCAUGAGCUGAUACUGACAACGAAGGAAUACAUGCAGUGCGCAACAGCUGUUGAGCCCCACUGGUUGGCUGAGCUUGGGCCCAUGUUUUUUUCGGUUAAGGAGUCGGACACCUCAAUGUUGAAGCAUAAGAAAAAACAGCAGGAAGAGAAAACAGCAAUGGAGGAGGAGAUGGAGAAUUUGAGGAAGGCCCAAGCAGAGGCAGAUAUAGAGAGAAAGAGGAGGGAGAAGGAUACCAAGCAACAACAAAAAGUCUCAAUGCCAGGGUUGCGGCAAGGCUCUUCAACUUACCUGAGACCUAAGAGGCUUGGCUUGUAAAUGUUGUAUCAUUUAGUUGAAAUACUUUUAUUGGCAAGAGCUACCAUUGUGCCAAUCCUUCCAAUUUUAAAUGAAUUGGCCAUCGAAAAAGUGUACAGUGUAUAAGAGUAAAUUUGGAAGACAGGAACAUAGUAAAAAGUAGUGUACAGUGUACGCCAUCAACGAAUGAGGCAAUGCUGUACUAUAUAUGACCUUCGACGUUCUAGACGCGUGCAGUUUUGUGGAUGAUUGGCCAACUGUUUUUCACUAUAUGGAUAGACUUAAGAUAUUGAAAUUUUAAUAUUCUUAGAAGAUCAAAUUCGCAAUUGACGAGGACUGGGAGCCAGGAACAAGAAUGUUUAGAUUUGUCUUCAUUCAUGUAUGUUGUGUACAGUGUAUAAGAGUAAAUUUAGAAGAGGGGGGAACCUAGUAAAAAAUAGUGUACAGUGUACGCCAUCAAAGAAUGAGGCAAUGCUGUACUAUAUGAUCUUUGACGUUCUAGACGCGUGCAGUUUUGUGGAUGAUUGGCCAACUGUUUUUCACUAUAUGGACAGGCUUAAGAUAUUGAAAUUUUAAUAUUCUUAGAAGAUCAAAUUCGCAAUUGACGAGGACUGGAAGCCAGGAACAAGAAUGUUUAGAUUGUCUUCAUUCAGGAAUGACGUGAACUCAAGGGCUGAGCCAAGUGAGGCCCAGUAGGGGCAGUUGCCCACACUGGGCCAGAUAAAAAAGUAUUCUGGUUUUAUUUUUGACGAAGGCCCAAGGCCCACCCCAUUAGGGCUCCCACUCCCAGCUUCCUUUCUCCUCCUCUUCUUCUUCUGCUUCCUGCUUCCCGUUACAGUCUCUCUCUCUCUCUCUUCCAAGCGCAAAUCCAUCCGUUCGAUCUGAGAUCCGGCCGCAUUUUCACCGUGAAAGCAACCCCGAUCUAUAAGAAGGUAAGGCUUUUAGUUUCAUCACUCCUAUUUUCAGCAUAGAUUCGUGAUAUAUAUAUAUAUGUAUAUACGUGCGAUUGGAUUUGGCUGAAAGUUUAAGCUUAGAUCUAUGGAGAUUCGGCCAUUGGAUCUUGCUGGUUUUUGGGUAUGUUGGUCGAUGGGGGUAAGGGUGUCGGGUGUUUGCCACUGAUCGCCAGAAAACCACCGGCCGCAGUGGCCGGUGCCGACUGGCUGUUUUUUCGUUUUGAUCGAAAAUUAAAAACCAGAUCUACGGAAAUCCAGCCGUUAGAUCUGGCCCAUUUUUGGAUGUAUUAACCCCCUUGGCUUGGCGUUUCAAACGGUAGGAUUUGAUGGUGGAAAUCGCCGGCCGGUACUGGUCGCCGGCGGCCGCGGAUGUGGCUGGUAUUUGCUGCUGUUUUUCUUGGAUAUAAAAUACUAAUAAUUGAUUGUUUA
Messenger RNA from Diospyros lotus (date-plum), 6373 nucleotides. Its product is annotated as pre-mRNA-splicing factor ATP-dependent RNA helicase DEAH7. Bases 1155 to 5012 code for a protein of 1285 amino acids. Gene Ontology annotation, molecular function: ATP binding; RNA binding. Gene Ontology annotation, biological process: mRNA splicing, via spliceosome. The record is from RefSeq and is a predicted model, not a curated record. The transcript is spliced from 18 exons. NCBI's taxonomy places the organism in Eukaryota, Viridiplantae, Streptophyta, Magnoliopsida, Ericales, Ebenaceae. Gene Ontology annotation, cellular component: spliceosomal complex; intracellular anatomical structure.